ACAAUUUUUUUGGUGCUUGCUUGAUCAGAUCUGUUUUGUGUAUGGUAAUACAUAAAUUGCUCAUACGGUAUGCAGACACGCUGAUGCACAGAAUAUGACAAUGGAACUAAUUCUUUUGGUCUGUUCGCAGUAAUAUAUAAGACUGAUGGUUUUAAAAUUACAGGACCACUAGGGAGAGCACUCCAUGCAAUUUGAUCAUGGACCAGAAUGCCAUCCAAACUCCGAGUUCAAGUAACAGGCGCACCACUCAUAAUGAAGCCAUUAACAGGAUGCAAAAUCCAAUGCUAAGAAACAUCCCUACUGCAGAUGAAAUGGACGAGUUUUUUGCCCGUGAAGAAAAGCAGCAACAAACACUGUUUAUCGAGAAGUACAACUUUGAUCCAGUGAAUGACAAACCCCUUCCUGGACGAUAUGAAUGGGUGAAACUUAAACCCUAGAGGAGCGUUCCAUCAGGACUUCUGCUGCUUUCUUGAUUAUACUAGGAAAGGUGAAGAAACCAUAGGUACUUUCAGUUUUACAGGGUGAUGGUGAUGUUCAUAUUUUCCAUUACCAUUACUUGUAAAAACAUUAGGCAACAAGUUUAGACAGCAGACUAAUGAUCUGUAACAUUACAGACCUUGUGACUUACCUAUACAACAAGAUCCUUUGUCUAACAGAUCAUGAAAGAUUGAAGGGAAAAGAAACCGGGUCGUAGUGGUAGUAUUUAAUGAAUUAGGUUUAGUUGUAGUGGUGGUAUAGAAGUUAACUUGAAGGUUAUUCUCCUGUAACUUCAUCUGGUUUACCAUCUGUAUAUUUGUACUGAUGGAAGUUCUAUGAACUCUGAAUAAAUUGACACCGUUUACCCUUCAUAAUGUA
This is a messenger RNA of Olea europaea var. sylvestris, 855 nucleotides long. Its product is annotated as cyclin-dependent kinase inhibitor 4-like. The transcript has 2 exons. Gene Ontology annotation, molecular function: cyclin-dependent protein serine/threonine kinase inhibitor activity. The record is from RefSeq and is a predicted model, not a curated record. The coding region runs from base 198 to 437 and encodes 79 amino acids. Gene Ontology annotation, biological process: negative regulation of cyclin-dependent protein serine/threonine kinase activity. Gene Ontology annotation, cellular component: nucleus. Lineage: Eukaryota; Viridiplantae; Streptophyta; Magnoliopsida; Lamiales; Oleaceae.